CGUGUGCUGCUUUUACACGUAUGAGGCCCACGCACUACACGAAUCCUAAUUCAUCCCUCUCUCUCUUUCUCGAGUCUCUACGCCCUGGGAAUUGGGAUCUUGCGGCAAAAUCCCCACAGCAUUUCCUCAAACAUGCUGUCUGCAAACUCUCCUUCUCCUUCUACCUCUGUAAACACCACAUCUCCUACUUCGCUCUCUCCAAAUACCUUCCAAAAUCCAACGGUUUAUACUCCUCAGAUCCCUCUCUCAUGGCCUCCCAACGGCGAUUUGACUUUGGAGUGGAUCCAAGACCUCACGUCCGCAUUCGAAUGGUCUUCGAGGAAUCUCCCAGCGUCCGAUUUCCCAUCCUUAUUUCCAGUAAGCGUCUUCGACAGCCUUAUCCUCAAGGCGUCGAAGAUCCUCCACGCCGAACCCAAUUGCGUGAAAGUCAAUGAGGAAUGUGAUAAUUCAAGCGUCGUAGUUGUCGUCGGCGACGUCCAUGGGCAGUUGCAUGACGUGAUUUUUCUCCUCCGGGAGGCGGGUUUUCCUUCAGAGAGCCGGUUCUUCGUGUUUAAUGGAGAUUACGUCGAUAGAGGGGCAUGGGGGCUCGAAACUUUCCUGAUCUUGCUUGCCUGGAAGGUCUUUUUGCCGCAUAGAGUGUUUCUACUUCGAGGCAAUCAUGAAUCCAAGUACUGCACAUCAGUAUAUGGUUUUGAGCAAGAGGUAAUGGUUAAGUAUGGACCUCAAGGGAAACAUGCAUAUCGAAAAUGUUUGGGAUGCUUUGGAGGGCUUCCCUUGGCAUCUAUUAUCUCUGGUUGCAUUUUUACCGCUCAUGGAGGGCUUUUUCGCAGCAUACCCCUGUCGAAGAAGCCUAAGGGAAAGAAGAAUCGAAAGACAGUAAACGUGGAUGCGAACACCUUAACACUUGGCUCAUUGGAGGAAUUAUCCAAAGCAAGGCGGACGGUUCUCGAUCCUCCAUGGGAGGGUUCAAAUUUGAUUCCUGGCGACGUAUUGUGGUCUGAUCCAUCACUGAGUCCAGGUCUCUCUCCAAACAAAGAGAGAGGCAUUGGCCUGAUAUGGGGCCCUGAUUGUACUGAAGAGUUCCUUAAAAAAUAUGACUUAAAGUCUGCUGAUCAUUAUUCAUAUGGCGUAGUUGCUCAAGAUCAUGAUUAUAUCUACGGUGUACAAUUAGAUGCAGUUCCAGCAGUUUUUAUGGGACACCUUUAGGAUGGGGAAAUCUAUCCAACACAUGCCAUUGCAACUAUUGCAGAAAUCCUUGGUUGAUAUUUCUUGUUUACAAUUUUUAUGUAUUUCAGUCUAUGUAGACGUUUCCAUAGCAUAUAUUAUAAAUUAGGAUGUAGUGUAGCAAUAUAUCUCGUAAUAUUAUAUUAAAAUGUAAUGAUAUAUUAUUUGUCAGGUUUUGCAGAGUUGUAAUGUCUGAGAUUUAAUGUCCAUGUCCAUGUUACGUGGUUACAGGCAUAUUAGUAAAAACAACUGGAGCAGGCAAUUCUGUUGUAGCAUAUAGAAUUGAAACAGUACAGAGAAGACGAAGAACCUUUUCAACUGGUUGCUUGAAAUGCCUCAACCUGUUCAUCUUCUAAAAAGUUUUUUUACUAGUUUGACCUUGUAUCAAGCUAUAAAAAAAAAAUGCUAAUGAUGAAAAAAAUUGCAUCUUUUUGUGACCAAUCGUACUAAGCUUUGAGCAAUUGAGUGCCAAUUUCCACACCUGUCUCUGUGCUAAGGAUUUUGUGAGACUGACUUCUUGUACUUGUGCAACUGCUUAUUCCUAGAUGUGUGAACUAAGUUUAUAUUCUGAUAUCAAUCCUGGAUUUCCUUUGAUCCUAUAUAACUAGAACACUCCGGUCAUGCUUCACCCUGCAAUUCUGAAAAGAUAACUGACUCGGUGCCUCUGCGGCCGUCACAUCUUGAGGUGAAAUUCAGCCAUCAGAUGGAUCUGGUUGGGUUCAGCUAAGAUGCUGGCUUGGUUCAGCUAAGAUGCUGGCCUAAUCAGCUUCAUUCAACAGUCUGAAUUUCACUUGCAAAUUCGAACUGAUGUUGCUAGAUGUGCAGGUACUGAAUCAGUUCUCUUCUGAAAACAUACAUUUUAUAUCACUGUUUAUGUUUUUGUUAUUAUUAGGGUAUCAUUUAAAUGGUCCUAAUUUAUAUGUAGAUGGAGAUGUGCAUGUAUUGACCAUCCAAGCUGUUCAUCAUGUGGCCCUCAUCAUCUAGAUAUCCUGGCUCCGAAACCAGGCCAGUCUAGUUGUCCAGUCAUCAAGUGGUUCACACCGUGCAAAAUGAAUGUAUGUCUAAAAACAGCUUGGUGCAGCCACCAAUGACCUGAGUUUGGGCCAUGAUAUAUAAAUAGUGGAGGCCACUGAUGGAUGGCUUGGAUCCCAGAAUGUGGCAUCGUGUAGAGGCACUAGGAUACGCACAUGAAAUUGGCAAACCUCCUAAUUGGACAUUUCUCUUCAUUUUUACUCAUUAACAAUUUACCUAUGUAACAUUACACCUUCCACUAGUAUCACAUAGAAUGUAUGAACAUAUCAGAUAACUAAUGCCCAUGGCUAAUUCAACUCUCAGGUCCACUAGCUUCCAAAUCAAGUUUGUUUACUUUUUACUUGAAACUUAACAGUCAAAAUCCAAUAGCUUCAAUAAAUUUAUCUUUAAACUUAUGAGCUCUUAUUAGUUAUCGCCAAUAUUGGAAGAACUAGUGACCAAAAAAAAUAAA
Messenger RNA from Magnolia sinica, 2707 nucleotides. RefSeq names its product serine/threonine-protein phosphatase 7. The coding region runs from base 133 to 1206 and encodes 357 amino acids. Gene Ontology annotation, cellular component: nucleus; cytosol. The record is from RefSeq and is a predicted model, not a curated record. The transcript is spliced from 3 exons. Gene Ontology annotation, molecular function: protein serine/threonine phosphatase activity. Lineage: Eukaryota; Viridiplantae; Streptophyta; Magnoliopsida; Magnoliales; Magnoliaceae.